Messenger RNA from Oncorhynchus gorbuscha (pink salmon), 3135 nucleotides. RefSeq names its product Golgi to ER traffic protein 4 homolog. The record is from RefSeq and is a predicted model, not a curated record. NCBI's taxonomy places the organism in Eukaryota, Metazoa, Chordata, Actinopteri, Salmoniformes, Salmonidae. Gene Ontology annotation, cellular component: cytosol; BAT3 complex. Gene Ontology annotation, molecular function: protein binding. The coding region runs from base 362 to 1339 and encodes 325 amino acids. The transcript has 9 exons. Gene Ontology annotation, biological process: protein insertion into ER membrane.
AAGUCUAUAAAACUUAAUGCAUUGUGUUCGUAACAGAUUUUCGUUUUCGGAACCGAAAAUGUAUUCAUCGAUGAGAACAUUUGCAGAAUGUCGACACAGUUUCACCCAGUUCCAUCAUCUCCCACUACUUGCCACUGGACUUCCUCUCUACCAUAUUUGGUGGUGAGAAAACGUUCUGAACGGAUGCUUCAGCUUUAUAACCCCUGUGGCGUGUCUGUGUUGCCCAUUCUGUCUGUGCCAUAACCAUAACUAACUACGGCAAGUAAAAUGGGUCAAUGCUAGGUAUUUUUUGUGUAUCCGCUUUCUGCACUGUCAGUGUCAACGUUUGGUUGUUGGGCCGAGUUGCUGGGAACAAACAAUAAUGAUGUCGGAGCAGGAGGCUCUGAAGUGCUCCAAUGCAAGAAACCGUGGAGGGACGCAGCGGGUUGAAGGGAAACUGCGAGCCAGUGUGGAAAAGGGAGAUUACUAUGAAGCUCACCAGAUGUACAGAACCUUAUUUUUUAGGUAUAUUUCACAAGCAAAGCACACCGAUGCCAGGGAGUUGAUGUACAAUGGCGCCCAGCUCUUCUUCAGCUACAACCAGCUUAACAGUGCUGCAGACCUGUCAAUGUUGGUGCUAGAGUCUUUGGAGAAAUCUGAGGCGAAGGUGGAGGAUGAAGACUUAGAGCACCUGGCUAAGCUGUUCAGUUUGAUGGACCCCAACUCCCCAGAGAGAGUAGCAUUCGUGUCCCGCGCACUCAAGUGGUCCACAGGUGGCUCAGGGAAGCUGGGCGCCCCCAAACUGCAUCAGCUCCUAGCAGUCACCUUGUGGAAAGAGCAAAACUACAGUGAGUCUCGCUACCACUUCUUGCACUCCUCUGAUGGAGAGGGAUGUGCCCAGAUGCUGGUGGAGUACUCAACGCAGCGGGGCUUUCGCAGUGAGGUGGACAUGUUUGUGGCACAGGCCGUACUGCAGUUCCUCUGUUUAAAGAACAAAAACAGUGCGUCUGUAGUGUUCAGCACAUAUACACAGAAACACCCCUCAAUAGAGAAGGAUCCUCCCUUUGUGCAGCCCUUGCUCAACUUUAUCUGGUUUCUCUUGCUGGCAGUGGAUGGAGGCAAAUUAACAGUGUUCACAGUGCUAUGUGAGCAGUAUCAGCCUUCCCUGAAGAGGGACCCUAUGUAUAAUGAGUAUCUCGACAGGAUAGGACAGCUUUUCUUCGGGGUGCCACCCAAACAGUCUUCAUCAUAUGGUGGAUUGCUAGGAAACCUGUUGAACAGCCUGAUGGGCUCAGGUGAGGGUGAGGAUGAGGAGGGAGAGGAAGCACAGGAGCACGGCAGCCCAAUUGAGCUGGACUGAGAGAACACAGGGUAGUGCAAGGCUGACCCCCCCCCCCCCCCCCCCACAUCCAACAAGAACCUGAACAAAGAGCAGGCCAAACUAUCCCCUCAGUACUGCCUGGACUGCGCCAAAAUGCAAACUCCUUUCGUUUGAGUUAUGUUUGUUUUUUUAUAUAGUUUUUGUUUCUUCGUUUUUGGACAAUUCUCUGUGUAGGUUUGUUUCUUUAAAAAGGAUAAGAGAGCAACUGCAAUCCUUCCUUCCCUGGACUUAUUUUCUCUCAUCCACAGGGACAGAAAAGAUUCAACAAUGGCUGUGUAUUCAUUUCAGUCAUAAUUCAACUCGUAAAAUAACACAUCAGCCUGGGAUACUACAACAACAAAGAACCUUUUCAUUCUAGGGAGUGCUGCUUUUUCUCCUCAUAUACCAUGCAUCUUCCACAGGUGCAGGUAGUAAUUUUUAUUCAAGAAUUACUAUAAACAACUUGUAAUGUGGUAGUUGCAUGGUGUAGAGACAUACCUGUCAGGCAUCGUACACCUGGCUGCAAGCUAAAGCCGGACUUGACCAUUACUCAUAAUCCAUAUGAAAGAUUACGUGUGUUUACGUCGACAGGAGUAGGCGGGUAGAUGGCACAGGAGGUUGGUGGCACCUUAAUUGGGGAGGACAAGCUCAUGGUAAAUGGCUCGAGGGGAAUGGUAUAAAACACAUGGUUUCUAUGCGUUUGCCAUUCCAUUAGCGCUGUUCCAGCCAUUAUUUGGAGUCAUCCUCCCCUCAGCAACCUCCACAGGUAGAUGGGUAUGCUCAGGUCAUAUACCUGUGUGUGUUAAAUGUGUUUGGCAUGCUCAUGUGAAUGCGAAUCAGAACCCCCCCCCCCCCAAUACAUUGUCAGAUUGAGUUGGUGACUUCGCCAUUUUGUCAGUCCAGAUAUUUGAGACCAGAAAAAAAAAGAAAUUUAAAAAUACUAAGAUAAAAACAAAAAAAAUCCCAGCUUACUGUGGAAUUAUAUUGUCUAUAUCCAGAAGCUUAAUUAUUAAUCUCACAUGGUUUUGUUUAAAUAUACCCCAGUAUCCAACAUGAAGAUUCCUUUUGCGUGUAUACAGUGGUUGUUUAAGCCAGGUCUUUGACAUUUUCCACUUAACUAACUUUAUGUGUUUUGGGAAUUUCUUGAAUUCAUGUUUAAGAAGAGUGGUGAAAGGUUCUUAUCUAUUUUGGAAUUAUAACUGCUAUUGAAAUUGUCACGUGACUCUUCCAAGCUAACAGACACAUCCUUCAGAUAUUAUUGUAAUGUAACAUCUUUGAUAAUAGCCAUGAUGUCCAUAAGUGUUACUACUAUAACAUAUGCCAUUUAGCAGACGUUUUUAUCCAAAGCUACUCUGUGCGUCUAUUUUACAUAUGGAUGGUCCCAGCAGUAGAACACACUACCCUGGCUUUUCUAGCGUGUUGCUCUAGCAACUGAGCCACAAAGGAUCACUACAAAUAUCUCAUCUUUAAAAAAUAAGUUCAUGCCAUUGGUUACAUCAUUAUUCAAUGCACAAACUCAACAAGAUAAGUUGCCUGGAUAGCAUUAAAGGCCUGAAUAUAUAUUAUUCCUUCUGGUGUGUGAGUAUGUACGGUAAUGCGCAGAAUAUUUAGGGAACACUACCGGAGUUGAGGAAUAUGUGUCAUCAAAGGCUUUUUAGACAGACCAGGGCUCUGGCAAGCAAGCCAGCAUGGUGAACAUAACAUUUGAUUUUUGAUUAUUUAAUUUGAAUGCAAAUGGGGGUUGUUUGCCUUUUUAAAUGAUUCACUAAUUGAGUAAAUAAACACAAAUGGUGAUA